AGACGCCGCUUCAGCCACUCCCUACACCCGGCCGACUCCGUACGCUCAAGUCCAUCCAGAGCUCCAUUCAAAGUGCUGAGAUCCGGAUGAGAGCCACGUUCAGGCUCAUCCAGCACAGCGGACACGAGUUCCAUUAAAGACACGCCGGGAAGGGCUUUAGGAGCCACUCCACACUUGGAGAAUCACUUCUGGGAUCCUACUUUUGCCCGAAGAGUGGAUUUAGCACGAGAGGGAGCAACACUUACAGAGAUAAAGAGGGGGCCACACCUGCAGCCAAAAUGGAGGUGAAGACGUCACUUCUAGACAACAUGAUCGGGGUUGGAGACAUGGUCCUCCUAGAACCCCUGUCGGAAGACUCGUUCAUCGCGAACCUGAAGAACCGCUUUGACCACAAUGAGAUCUAUACAUACAUUGGCAGUGUGGUGAUCUCCAUGAACCCCUACAGGUCGCUGCCCAUCUUCACGCCAGACAAAGUGGAGGAGUAUCGCAACAGGAAUUUCUACGAACUUAGUCCACACAUCUAUGCUUUGGCAGAUGAGGCCUACCGCUCACUGAGGGACCAGGACAAGGACCAGUGCAUCCUCAUUACAGGGGAAAGUGGGGCUGGGAAAACCGAGGCCAGUAAGCUGGUGAUGUCAUACGUGGCAGCGGUGUGUGGGAAGGGCCAGGAGGUGAACAAGGUCAAGGAACAGCUGCUGCAGUCCAAUCCAGUGCUGGAGGCCUUCGGAAAUGCCAAAACAGUGAGGAACGACAACUCUUCAAGAUUUGGAAAGUACAUGGACAUUGAGUUUGACUUCAAAGGAGAUCCUCUGGGUGGAGUCAUCAGCAACUAUCUGCUGGAGAAGUCACGUGUGGUGAAACAGCCAAGGGGAGAGAGGAACUUCCACAUCUUUUAUCAGCUCUUGUCUGGAGCCUCUGAUGACACACUCAAGAAGCUUAAGCUGGAUCGGGAUUUCAGCAAGUACAACUACCUGAGUCUGGACUCUGCCGCAGUCAACGGGCUGGACGAUGCGGCCAACUUCAGGACAGUCAGAAAUGCGAUGCAGAUUGUGGGCUUCAUGGAGGACGAGGUGCAGUCGGUGCUGGAGCUAGUUGCCGCCGUGCUGAAGCUCGGGAACAUCGAGUUCAAGCCGGAAUCCCGCAGCAAUGGCAAUGACGAGAGCCGCAUCAAAGACAAAAACGAUUUGAAGGAGAUGUGUGAGCUGCUGGGGACCGAACAAUCGGUGCUGGAGAGAGCGUUCAGCUACCGCACAGUGGAGGCUAAACUGGAGAAAGUCUCCACCACACUGAACGUGGCCCAGGCCUACUAUGCCAGAGACGCCCUUGCCAAAAAUCUCUACAGUCGCCUGUUUAGCUGGCUAGUGACCAGGAUCAACGAAAGCAUUAAAGCACAACCUAAAUCCCGCCACAAGGUCAUGGGUGUGCUCGACAUCUAUGGCUUUGAGAUUUUUGAGGACAACAGCUUUGAACAGUUCAUCAUCAACUACUGCAACGAGAAGCUGCAGCAGAUCUUCAUCGAGCUGACCCUACGCGAGGAGCAGGAGGAGUACGUCAGAGAGGGCAUCGAGUGGACCAAUAUUGAAUAUUUCAACAACGCCAUUAUCUGCGACCUGAUUGAGAAUCACCAAAGUGGCAUCUUGGCCAUGUUGGAUGAGGAGUGUCUGAGGCCGGGGACAGUCACCGAUGAGACAUUCCUGGACAAACUGAACACCAUCUGCGCUGAACACCAGCACUUUGAGAGUCGCCUAAGCAAGAAUUCAAAGUUCCUCACUGACCACAGCCUGCCACACAACUGCUUUCGCAUCCAGCACUACGCCGGCAAGGUGCUUUACCGCGCCGAGGGCUUCGUAGACAAGAACAACGACCUGUUAUACCGGGACCUGUCGCAGGCAAUGUACAAGGCCAACCACAGCCUCAUGAAACAGCUGUUCCCUGAGGGCAACCCCGCCAAAGUCAACCUGAAGAGACCCCCCACUGCUGGAUUCCAGUUCAAAGCAUCAGUCGGGACGCUCAUGAGGAACCUGCAGACCAAGAACCCAAACUACAUCCGGUGCAUUAAGCCCAACGACAAGAAGGCCUCCCACAUCUUCACCGACUCCCUGGUCUGCCACCAGGUGCGCUACCUGGGCCUGAUGGAGAAUGUACGCGUGCGAAGAGCAGGCUACGCCUUCCGCCAGGCCUAUGAGCCGUGCCUGGAGCGCUACAAAAUGCUCUGCAAACGGACCUGGCCCCAUUGGAGAGGGCCUGCCAGGGAAGGAGUGGAGGUGCUAAUGGCUGACCUUCAGGUUCCAACAGAGGAGUUCUCCUACGGUCGUUCCAAGAUCUUCAUCAGGAACCCAAGAACGCUAUUCUCCCUGGAGGAGAGGAGGAGGCAAUGCCUACAAGACCUGGCUACGCUCAUUCAGAAGAUCUACCGUGGCUGGAAGUGCCGCAGCCACUUCUUGCUACUGAAGAAGAGUCAGAUCGUGGUGGCAGCAUGGUACCGCAGAUAUGCGCAACAAAAGAAAUACAAAAAGAUCAAGAGCGCCACCACCGUGGUGCAGUCCUACACUCGGGGAUGGCAGGCACGCAAACUCCUGAGAGAGCUGAAGUAUCAGAAGAGAUGUGAGGAGGCGGUGACAACCAUCUCUGCCUACUGGCACGGCACACAGGCUCGGAUGGAGCUGAGGCGUCUAAAACAAGAAGCGCGGAAUAUACACGCUGUGACAGUAAUAUGGGCAUACUGGCAGGGAACCAAGGCCCGGAGAGAGCUGCGUCAGCUGAAGGAAGAAGCGAGGAAUAAACAUGCCGUGUCGGUCAUUUGGGCCGGCUGGCAAGGCACCAAGGCUCGCAGGGAGCUGAGAAGACUGAAGGAGGAGGCCAGGCGUAAGCAUGCUGUCGCUGUCAUUUGGGCCUACUGGAAGGGACUCAAGGUUCGCAGAGAGUACAGAAAAUUCUUCAGGGCGAACGCAGGCAAGAAGAUCUAUAACUUUACCAUCCAGAGGAUUAUGCAGAAAUACUUCCUGGGCUUGAAGAGCACCAUGCCCUCCAUGUCCCCCAUAGACAAGAACUGGCCCGUUAAGCCUUACAUCUUCCUGGAUGGAGUUCACACAGAGCUGCGGAGAAUCUUCCAUCUCUGGAGGUGCAAGAAAUACAGGAGCCAGUUCACGGAGGAGAAGAAGGCCGUGUACGAGGAGAAGCUGGAGGCCAGUGAGAUCUUCAAGGAUAAAAAGGCUCUCUACGCCAGCAGUGUGAGCCAGCCGUUCAUAGGAGACUACCUGGAGAUCAGCAAGAACCCCAAAUAUCAGAAACUGAACAGCGUCAUGGACGAGAAGGUGCUGCUGGCCGACGUGGUUAACAAGAUCAACAGGGCUAAUGGCAAGGGCACGGCUCGGAUCUUCCUGCUGACUAAGAACAGCGUGGUGCUGGCCGACCAGAAGACGGGUCAGGUGAAGGCCAGCGUUCCUCUGCCGGACCUCACCAGCGUGUCGGUCAGCACGCAGAGCGACGGCUUCUUCGCUCUCAAACUCAAAGAGGGAUCCGCCUCCGCCAUCAAAGGAGACUUCCUACUCAGCAGCGAACAUCUGAUUGAAAUCAUCACCAAACUUCACCGCACCGGGGCCACGGCUGCAGACAGUGAGCAGCUCAACAUCGACAUCUCAGACGAGUUUCUGGUGCAGUUCAAACACGACAAAGUCUGUGUGAAAUUCAUCCAGGGAGCCACCAAGAACGGCAACAGCGUGUCCUGCAAGCGCAAGAACAACCGCCUGCUGGAGGUGUCGGUGCCCACAACGGUAUAGUGCAGUUCGUCUUCGCCAGAUUUCUUUAGGGGGACCAUUCAAAACCAACGCCUACUCCGGAAUUCAAGAACCAUCACCCCCAGUGCCCACCCUGAGGACUGACAGUGCAGUUAUUCGCCUUUGUUGUGUUGUUGUUUUUCCUUCACUCUCUUUCUUAUCAGAUUUACUCUGGCACCACUAUAGCUGCCACCACUGUUUUUUUGGCGAAGAAAUCCCUUAUCUGGGUUGCAUGCCACAAAAGUUUGGUCAAAUGUUCACUGGUGUUUUGUAAAACUGGGAUAAAGAGUUGAAAAAUGGAUGAAACAAAAAAAAAAUCUCGGUGGAGCGCAAGAGGAAUGUGUCCACCAGUGGCGAUGUUGAUUGUUCUGCCUGUAUGUUGAUUUACUCUUCAGAGAAAAUGUCAUUAUAAGAACUUAGUGACACUUUUGAAGCCUCAACUGGCCUUGACUCAUCCAUUUUUAAAGUGCUUCUGGCUUUAAGCAGACAGCUUUAUUUAGAAUUUGAGAUGAACUGGGAACUUUUGGGGCUGGGAUUACUCUGAAGAACUUUAAAUACUGCACUUGUUUUCACCUCGGUGUAACCAAAAGAGGAUGAGCUGAACUGAUAUUUGAUUGUAUGUUGUUUUAUUUUCUAUAUAUAUAUAUAUAUAUAUAUUUUCUCUGAAACAAAGAAGAGUGGGCAGUUGAGAAGUCAAAUGUAAUUUGCUACGUAAUUGUCAAACCACUUUUUGUACCCUCCUGUAUGUGCCAUUGAACAGGUCACAUGACUUGUCAUGUGUCGUUGUACAAAUAUUAAACGUAGAUAAAACACAUGUGGGUGCCGUUCCCUGUUCACGGAAGAGGAUUAGGGACGUGUCAUCCCUCCAAAAGAAAAUCACUUGUGGCCCUAAUCCUCUUUCGUAACUGUUCUUGACAACACCAUUGCCAAGAAAUGUGAUGUUUUGAACAUGCGGAGGCCAAUGUAAUGUACGUUUUGAACAUUUUUACAGCACAACACGUGAUCAACUUCCAUUUACCUAAUGUUUUGAUGAUAACCCAGCUUUAUUUCAUCUACGAAGACUCAUUUUAAAUUGAAUUGAUAUCCUUAACUCAUAUGAUGUCAUGUAGAAGCUUUGAGGGACACAAUUUAUAAACAAUAAUGGCAGAAAAAGUACCCAAACGAGAAGAAAAAGUACCUACACCUUCUGUAAUAUCUAUCUAUGGCCAGAUUCUAAGCCAAACCCUGGAUAUCAAUCUUUUUUUUUGUGUGCAAUAAAUAAAACGCUUUGUCUCAAUUUAAUCUCUUUCCCACAGAGCGCUAGCUCACUGUACCGUUAGCUGUACAUAUGCUCCGUGUGCUGUGGCCCUGGCAUGGACGAGGGGUUUCUUUAGUCAUUUUAAAUUGCUGUGUUUGUAAAAAAAAAACGCUGUUCUUGCCACUGCUGCUUGAGCUACUGUAAUGCUUGACCCACUCUGACCAAAUGUGUAAUUUUUCAAGGAGAAAAACCAAAUUCUAAGCACACACUAUCAUAAUCAAUCCGAAAUAAUCAACCAGUUCUGUUUCAGCUUUGGUACAUAUUUACGUGAAUGCCAAAUUUGACCAAGUGAUAUAUUUUCAGGUAUAUAAUCUUUAUUUGUACUCUGGUGUCUGUGAGGGAAUAACGCAGCAAAACUUGGUUUGGUUUUGUAAUCCGGUUAACCUGGGUUUGUACGUUUUUGUGUUUUUUAAUGUCACAUACGACACAAGGACUCAAGAAAUCAGUUAUUGCUGUCCCGCGAACGAUGGAGCAGAAAUGCCAGUUUUGAUGCUUUCUCUUCCUUGGCACUGCACAGCUUAGGUGACCACCCCCACUUUCCCUUUUUCUCUGUUUUGUAUUUGAACAAUGGCUAUAGCUGCAAAAUGAUGUCUGCAUUCUUGUGUGCCUAAAUGUAAACCUGUGCUGAGACACAAUAUGGACAUGUUUCAAUAGAAUUCAGUGUUGCAUUUACAAGUAAUCUUUUUCUUUUUUUAAAUUAAAUAAAAAUCCGUAAUAAACAAAUGUUA
Molecule: messenger RNA, 5801 nt
Organism: Eleginops maclovinus (Patagonian blennie)
Lineage: Eukaryota; Metazoa; Chordata; Actinopteri; Perciformes; Eleginopidae
Gene: myo1b
Product: myosin IB
Exons: 32
Coding region: 279-3779 (1166 amino acids)
Biological process (GO): vesicle transport along actin filament; actin filament organization
Cellular component (GO): brush border; cytoplasm; plasma membrane
Molecular function (GO): actin filament binding; ATP binding; microfilament motor activity
Source: RefSeq, a predicted model, not a curated record